This is a messenger RNA of Racocetra persica, 174 nucleotides long. The record is from the annotation of a GenBank genome assembly. NCBI's taxonomy places the organism in Eukaryota, Fungi, Glomeromycota, Glomeromycetes, Diversisporales, Gigasporaceae.
CCAUCUAAUUCACAACCAUCUCUUUUAUGGCAACUAUCUAAUUCACAACUAUCGCUUUCACAACAACUAUUAUAUUCUCAACAAGAAUUGUCAUCUAAUGAUAUUCGUUCUCAUCAACGUCAAACAUCGCAUUCAAUCGAACAUAAUAGAUCCUUAUCACCACAGUACUUACCA